Messenger RNA from Juglans microcarpa x Juglans regia, 1377 nucleotides. RefSeq names its product protein trichome birefringence-like 34. Gene Ontology annotation, cellular component: Golgi apparatus. The transcript has 5 exons. Lineage: Eukaryota; Viridiplantae; Streptophyta; Magnoliopsida; Fagales; Juglandaceae. Gene Ontology annotation, molecular function: O-acetyltransferase activity. The record is from RefSeq and is a predicted model, not a curated record. Bases 57 to 1274 code for a protein of 405 amino acids.
CUCCCCCCAACACACAAAGGCAUAUAUGCAAGGAGAAGUUUGAUUAAAUUAUAAGAAUGGCAAAGAAAAACCUGGAAAUAGUUGUUGGAACAUGGGGAAUCAGAAGCAGCUUCCGUUCCCUUAUUGCCGUCCUGAUCACCGUCCUAAUCAUCACCGCUGUCUAUCUUACCCAAGAAAGUGGAAUUAGAUUAGUGUGGGAAUAUAGAAGCAAUGGUUUAUUGUCGAAAUGCGAUUUGUUUUCUGGGAGAUGGGUAUUCGAUAACGAAACAUACCCUCUAUAUAAAGAGCAGCAAUGCACAUUCAUGUCUGACCAAUUGGCUUGUGAGAAGUUUGGGAGAAAGGAUUUGAGCUAUCAGAACUGGAGAUGGCAACCCCACCAAUGUAACCUUCCUAAGUUCAAUGCAACAGCGUUGCUGGAGAGGCUAAGGAACAAAAGGCUUAUGUUUGUGGGAGAUUCUCUUAAUAGGGGUCAGUGGGUUUCGAUGGUCUGCCUGCUCGAUUCAUGGAUUUCACCAAAACUCAAAUCCAUGCACAACAAUGGCUCUUUGAACACCUUUAAGGCCAUUGAAUUCAAUGCGUCAAUUGAUUUCUAUUGGGCUCCAUUGCUGGUGGAAUCGAACUCCGAUGAUCCGGUAAACCACCGGAUACCAGAUCGGAUUGUUAGAGUCAAGGCAAUAGAGAAGCAUGCUAGGCAUUGGACGGAUGCAGACAUACUGGUGUUUGACUCCUACUUAUGGUGGAGAAGGCCAGAAAUGAAAGUUCUGUGGGGAUCAUUUGAAAGUCCAGAUGAUGCUAUUUAUAAAGAAAUAGAGAUGCUUCGCGUCUAUGAGAUGGCUCUAAGAACAUGGUCUGAUUGGGUGGAAGUUCAUGUUAAUAGAACCAAGACCCAAAUGUUUUUUGUUAGCAUGUCACCAACUCAUGAAAGUGGAGAAGAUUGGGGCGGUUGUGAAAACUGUUACAAAGAAACAGACGUAAUUUUAGAUGAGAGAUAUUGGGGAAAUGACACAAAUCCAAAAGUGAUGCGAGUGCUUGAAACUGUGCUUGAUGAAUUGAAAGGAAGAGGGGUGAAUGUACAAAUGCUCAACAUUACACAGCUCUCAGAAUAUCGAAAAGAAGGCCAUCCAUCUAUCUAUAGGAAACAGUGGGAAACUCUCACUGAAGAGCAAAUAGCAAACCCCAGCAAUUAUGCAGACUGUGUACAUUGGUGCCUACCCGGAGUGCCUGAUGUAUGGAAUGAGUUCUUGUAUGCUUAUAUUGUUCAUCAUCAAUUAUGACAAAUCCGAUCUGGAAUAAAAGUUCUGGAAAAGUAAUUCCAAGCUUCUUUCUGUUGGAAAAUUAUUAGAAAAUAUAUGAUAAAAACAUGGAAGCAAAAAUAUU